AUGGUUACUGUUAUUCUUAAGAUCUGCAUUUCACGUGCAGUUAACAUCAGUUACACAACGGAUUUGACGUUUGUACUACCGUCUGGUGAUUUGGGUAAGAAAGUCACCAGCAUGCCGUUCUAUGCCGUGCUCAUAGUUAUACAAAGUAUUCAAAUAACCUUAAUAUCCGAAUCGGAAUCUAUCAUGGAUUGUUUCUACACCAACGUCACGCUACACCUCACCGGUCAGCUCGAGAUAUUGAAAAUAAGAAUCAAAGAUUUUGCGAGCAAGCCGGACACCGUCGCAAAUUAUCGGAAGCAAUUCGCCAAGUUGAUCGACAGGCACUGCGAGUUAAUGGAGCUCAAUCACAACUUAGAAAAGACGUUCAACUUGAUCAUACUGUAUCAACUCCUUAUAGUGACUCUUUUGCUCGCGCUAUUAGGAUUACGGAUAUUAAUCUGCAUAAAGAACCAUGAAUAUGUCACAUUAGCAAAAAGCUCUCUAGCCUUGAGCUACGUAUUUACGGAGUCUCUGGUAUAUUGCUAUUGUGGUGACUUCGUACAGAACGAGAGCGAAGAAUUAUUCCACGCAUUGUAUCAUACUUCCUGGUUCACGCUUCCUACCUCGUUGAUGAAGGACUUGAGCUUUGCGAUGAUGAAGUCAAGCUACGCAUUUCAUCUCAGUGGGGGAAAGUUUUUCAGCGCUAAUCGACAAGCGAUGUUCAAUGUUAUCAAGACAGCAGCCUCGUACAUAUCGGUUUUACGAGUGACGUUAGAGGAAUAA
Molecule: messenger RNA, 762 nt
Organism: Dinoponera quadriceps
Lineage: Eukaryota; Metazoa; Arthropoda; Insecta; Hymenoptera; Formicidae
Product: odorant receptor 47a-like
Exons: 2
Coding region: 1-762 (253 amino acids)
Biological process (GO): detection of chemical stimulus involved in sensory perception of smell; sensory perception of smell
Cellular component (GO): plasma membrane
Molecular function (GO): olfactory receptor activity; odorant binding
Source: RefSeq, a predicted model, not a curated record